Leptopilina heterotoma is the source of this 4079-nucleotide messenger RNA. RefSeq lists its product as uncharacterized. The transcript has 5 exons. The coding region runs from base 109 to 3753 and encodes 1214 amino acids. The record is from RefSeq and is a predicted model, not a curated record. NCBI's taxonomy places the organism in Eukaryota, Metazoa, Arthropoda, Insecta, Hymenoptera, Figitidae.
UUUACGAUAUCUACCACUCAAGGUAAAAAUUUUUUUUUAAAUUUUAUGUUUUUAUUUUUUUUUAAUAUUAUACGAUAGUUCAAUGGUAUAAAAGCGGGGCACGAUAAUAUGAUUUUCUCUUACUAUUCAACAUUGAAAAAUUCUACACUACACUUUUGUCGUCCACUAAGCUGUACAAGGACAUUAGAAAUAAUGGCAACUCCAAUAUCAUUAAGUAUUGCAAUUUUGGUCCUUCUGUCAAUAUACGUCAAUACUUAUUGUGAAAGACAGACAGGAAAUAGUGUAUCAACAAAUGAAAAUAAUGCUAUAUCCACUAAAUGUAUUCCAAUAAAUAAAUACUACAAACAACAAGUGACUGGAAACGUCGUUCAUACCAGUAAAAUAAACAUUAAUUACUGUGGUUCCCAAACACAAUUUAUAGAGAUAUUUGCUGAAGAGAAAGUUAUUAUCGACGAAGAUAUUAAUUUGAAAGGCAGGCAGAUACAGUUAGCAAUAAUUGCUCCGAUUUGGGAAGUAAAAGAUAAUCGAGAAAUUAAUUUAGAUGGAAUAGAUGCCGACGAUUUUAAGAAAUCAGCAGAGAAUGGUAAUGAAUCCGGAAAUAAACAUGGAGAAGAUGGAAAUGCAGGAUUACCGGGAGGAUCUGCCGGAAGUUUCUAUGGUGUUGCAAAAGAAAUGAUCAAAGGACAUAAUUUAAUAAUUUUAGCAAAUGGUGGGCGAGGAGGAAAAGGACAAGAAGGUGGCAAUGGUACGAACGGUAGAGCGGGUGUAAGUUUAAUGGAUAAAAAAGCAUUUGACUGUGAGGCAGGAAAUGUAACGGGAUUUAAGGUGUCAAAAAUUGACAAUGUGCCAGGAGGAUUGAUGACAGGAUUUUCACGAAAAUACUAUACUGUAGAAGGACAUAGUGGAACAAGUGGUGGAAGAGGAGGAAAUGGUGGCGCUAAGGGAUUAGGGGGUUUGGCAGGAAAUAUUCUUCUCUUCGAUUUAUCGAAAAGUGAUGGUAACAGUUAUGUUGUAAUCAAUAACUAUACUGGUUUAGAUGGUUUUGAUGGAGUUAGGGGAAUUGGAGGAUUUGGAGGACAAAAUGGAAAAUCAGGAACAAUUACAUGUCAACAGAAAAAUAUAUUUGGUAAAUAUAAACCAUUAGAAUUACUUAUACCUUUAGGACUUACUAAUGAAUCGGGAUCAAGAGGUACAGACGGACUUACUGGAAAGAGUUUAAAAAUGCGUCAAUUACCCAAGACAACAAUCAUUAUACAAAACUUCCCACAAACAAUAAAUGAGUAUAAAUUUUACAUCAGAUCUAGAUUCAAUAAAAUUAACGGUAAUAUAUUAGUGCAUUCUUUUUAUGACUCAUUAAAUGGUCGACAGGAAAUAACUAAGCUGUAUGAUGCAAAAAGUUUAGUUGACGAAUUUACAGGAUUGGAAUCACAAUAUUUUUUCUUGGCAGAUCGUGACUGUCUUACAUCAUCAUAUGUUCAUUUGUUUAGAAGAUUUCAAGAGUAUAUAAAGAAUGCAAAUUAUGCUGAAGAAAAUGAUAGGACUUAUAAGGAUAUUUUGAGAAACUUGCACUGGCUCAUACAGGAAAGAAUUACAGUGAUCCAGGAACCAAAAGGGUAUACCGUACUAACAAAUAUUGCUGAUAGUUACAACUCUAAUGGGAUAGUACCAAAAGGACUAUUAUCAAAAAUUGAGGAUGUGUACAGCAUAGUAAUAGAACUUAACAAUAGAAUAAAUAGCAUAGAUAAUCAUAUAAAAAGGGCCAGAGAUUUGAUAAAGAAUGAACUACAAGUUUCAAUGAAUGACUUACAGAAUACAUUAGAUACAAAAAUAGAUACACUGUUAAUGGAGAUUACAGAAUUAAUUAAAUCAACAACCAAGAAAGAGAAUGAAUUAAUAGAAAAGCGUGAAGAGUUACAAUCUACAAUGCUGUUAAAAGGUAUAUUUGGGAUUUUGAAAAUCAGUUGCGGAGUAGUAUCAGUUUUAAAUCCAGCACUCGGAGUGGCAGCUGCUGUAGGCACAUCAGCAUUAUCAGUUGCUGAAUCAUUUAAAACCGACACUAAUAUCGCGGACCAAGUAACAGAGAUUGGUAAAUUAGGUCAGGUAGUAUCAAGUGUCUCAGACAAAUUUCUAGAAGGUAUCGAACCUAGUGAACGAGAAUCAUUCUUUAACAAUCAUAUAUCAAAUAUGGUGAAGAACAUGUCAAAUACCGGAAUAGAAAAUGUUAUAAAAAUGAAAGAAAAGUUCAUCAAUAUUUUCAAAGAACCAAAAACAGAACCAGUGUUAACAAGUUACAAAUCAUAUAAAUUCGAUUCAGAUUUUCAAGAUGAAGAAAUAUCUAUUAAGAAUGAUAUUCAACAGGCAAUUAAAAACAAAGAUAUAAUAACUUUUAAUGAUUGCAAAAUUCAAUUAAACGUAUUAAAAUUCAUAAAAGUGAGUAAUGAAGUUUUGUCACCUGGAUCUGCUACUAUGGUAAACAUUAUGACAGAUGUAACAAAAGUUAAUGAAAUUGACAAUACAUUAAAAGCUAAUGCGAAAAAUUUGAAAAAUUUGUACACUAUCGAAGAAGGUAUAUACAGUACAACUCAACCUAUGAUUGAUAAAAUAUUUACCGAUAUAAAUCAAGUCAAACAUAACAUGAAUAAUAUGGAUAGAAGUGAAAUUAUAGUUGCUAACUGGAAAGUUUUUAGCACUUUAGAAGAAGUACAAAGAAAAGUGAAGGAUACAUUAAAACUGUUUCACACAACUGAUGAUAUAGACUGGACUCUUCAAAAACUCUCCAAUACCUUUCAAGUUAUAACAGACAUUCACAAAGAGAUAUCACAACAAAGAAAUCAAAUAUCUGAUUCGACGUUUGUAACAGCGUUGCAUUUGCCUGAAGAGAGUAGGAUAUUAAGCAAAGACCAUAAAUUUGCAGCCUCAGUAGCUCAAUUGAAAAAAGUAUUUCAUCAAAAUAAAUUAAAAGACAUGUACAACGAAUGGAUUUAUGCUUUUAAGCAAUAUUCUUUUCCAAAAGGAGGAGAGUAUUUAAAUGAAACAGGAUGGCCAUAUUCUUUCGUAGACAAGGAUGUGAAUCAAAUUACAGAAGAAAUAAAGGCGAAUAUUGAUAAUUUUCUGAAAUAUUUUACUGUGGAAAAAGAGAAAAGAAAAUUAGUGGAGAAUAACAAAGCAGAUCAAUAUAGAGGCAGCUGUAGUACAGAUGGAAAAGCUUUCUUUGUUUGGAAAAAAGAAAAUAGUAAUCAAGUAAUUGCUAAUAUUUUAAGAGGUCAUAAGACGACAAUAAUUUCCAAAGGAUCCGUUGGUUCGAUUGACUCUUUAAAAUUCAACAAGAUUGGAAUUGUUUUCACUUCAGUGAAUACGUCAAUUCAAGAUAAUUUGUUCAGAGUUUUAAGUACCUUUAGAGUAAAUUUAACACAUCACGGGGACUCUACUUAUAAAUUUAAUAACAAAAAUUUUCUCAUUGAAACCAAACCAGUUAAUUUAGAUUUUAAAUAUCCUAAGGAAAGAAAUCAAAUUUCUAGUUUUUCGCCACCUUUACAUGAAGAAUUUGGUAAUGGUAAUUGCGUGUUAAGUCCAUAUGCAACAUGGACUGUUGAACUUAUUGCCGAAGGUGCAUAUGAUUUAACAUCACUGGAGGGUUUUAUUGGUAGAGUAGAUUUAGAAUUAAUUGGAGAAGGUAAUUCAUUUAAACCUGACAGAUGUGGUAAAUUGUGUCAAGAUACAAUGACCACAGCUUACAAACUCUUAGCGGAAUAAUAAUUCUUUUCUUAACUGUUUAUAUGUAUUUUUUAAAAACCCAAAUAAAAAAAUUAUUAAGAAUUCUUAAAACCAUUUGUUAAAUACUAAAAAUUUGUUUCUAGUAAAAAUCUCUCUAGUUAAUUCAUAUAUCUUUUCUGUAAUUAUCAAAAUUUUAUCAAAAAAAAUUUUUUUUAGUGAAAAAUAAUGUCUACAUUAUUUUUGUAUAAAAACGAUAUUUCACCAGGGUCAAUGUUAUUAAUUCACGUAAUAUUUUUAUUUUAAAUUUUUUUUCUACUUUUUUUAAUUCUAUAGAAUUAUUCUUUAAUCCCUUACAAUUUACUGAU